Molecule: messenger RNA, 4833 nt
Organism: Malaclemys terrapin pileata
Lineage: Eukaryota; Metazoa; Chordata; Testudines; Emydidae
Exons: 2
Coding region: 815-1825 (336 amino acids)
Source: RefSeq, a predicted model, not a curated record
AAGUGAAGGCAAUGUAGUAAGUAAAGGCCUAAUGAAGGCCCAGUAUGAGGCCUGAACCAAACUAAAGUAAUGGUCAAGACUUUGCUAAUAUGAAGCAAAGUUAAGCUGUGAGCAAGAGGCAGGCCCUGCUCACAGAAGUUGGCAAGGAAAGGGCUGAUGUUGCAUAGUUACAGUAUAAACAUGGUACCAAGACACACUAUACCGGAACAUUCCACAGAUAACAUGGAACAGGCCGACCCAUCCCAAUGACAGGGGCAAAAGGGUAAAAUGAUGGAUAGAGUUGUUUUGAUCGAACCAACAGGUACAAGGUGAGAGGCGGCACCUUAUUACGUAGAGGGGUUGUACCUUGCUACGUAGAGGGGUUGCACCUCAAUACGUCAGGAGUGACGUGUAACUUGUUUGUACCUGUGUAUAAGAAUGUGUCCCUGGGGUGGUGUCUUUGUCCGGCCACGGGGGCAGUGGAAAGUCCCACCACUGAGCCGGGUCCUUGCCAAGAGGCAUCUAUUACUAGUAUGCCCGGUAGACUAAGUAAUCUACGGGGAACUGCAAUUGUGUUCGAGAUCGCAAUAAACCUGGCCGAGGUGCCUUUGUAUCUUAGUAGACUCUGUGGUUAUUGGGGAUUCUCGUCGGGUCUGCUGUGUCAGCUAUCUGCGCAGAGCUGGGGCAGCACACAGAGGGAACACGCGCACGCAGCCGAGUGAUAUCAACAGGAGAAAGCAGAAGCACCACACCGGUAGCAUCUGACAACACUGGUGACCCCGACCGCUGACCUGGUGAGUAAGCAAAACUGCCGUGGUAGGAAUCGUGAUCUAACAUGGCAGUAAACCUCGAGCUAGGGAACCCCCUUAUCCCCUCCCUCAUGAUCCCCACGGAGUUUGAUGAUUGUUGGACCCGCUGGAUUGCCAGUAAGGGGGGUCCAUAUGAAUUUAAAAAAGAGAGUGGGGAAACAUGGACUGGUUUAUGUAGAGCGAUGGUAGAAACCGAAGCUCUGAGAAACAGUAAUAAGAGUAAAAAAGCAAGAAUUUUGCAACUCAUGUCUCUGGCAGUGAGACAGCUCAGACAGCAUGCUGGAAUGCUGGCCAAACAAGUAACAGAAAAAACAGGAGAAGUAGAAGAAGUAACCCAGGCAGUCGAGCACUGGAAAGCCCAAGCUCUGUUAGCAGAGCAACAGGCGGUCCAAAUUCAUGAUAUGCUCGAGCAAGUAAAGCAGGAAAAUAAAAAAUUGGAAACAACUGUAGAAAACCUGCAGAAGCAAAAAGUGCCGUCCCCUGUAAUAAAUAUUGGUCAUAAACAGCAGGCUUCAGGUAGCUACCCUGUGCCUGAAGAAUGGGGACAGAAGUGGAAAAACGUGGUCCUAGUAAAAUUAAAAGAUGAAAGAGGGUCCACUGCAUUGCAACCACCACCUUAUGAUAAAAGCCAGGUUCCAGUUAAACCUAAACUGAGACCUAGACUGGUGCCUGUCAGAACGGGACAAGUAAGUGCACAGAAGGAAAGAGUAGCACACAAUACUUUCUCAGAAUUGGUAAAUCAGAUGAAGGAAAAUAUAGAACAGUUUACAGAGCACAUUAGGAGACAGGAGCUGCGACUCGAUCGCAGGGGAGUGAAUAAAAAAGCAUUUCAAAGUAAAAAAACAAAAUUAAAUGGGUUAACACCUAGAAUUGAUGCAAUAACACAUGGAGCUGCCCAAAACCAGUUAACUGCACCAAAAAAGGGCACUCCUGCCAUCCAUUUGGCAUGCACACAAAAGCAACAGACAUUGGGGGAACAAAUUCAGGUUUUACAAGAUCAGGUAACUACCCCCAUUCUCCUCUCAAAGCCAGGAUAAAAAACAGGGGUGCAGUUCCUAACUGUGCAGGUUCCCAACUGCUUUGACCCACAGAACCACACUCUACGCUCAUAUCUGAAAAUAGAAUAUUCUUUCUCAAAUAUUUUUACAUACCGGUUAAGGUUUGUCCUUUAUAUGCUUUCUUAGUUUGCUAAAUUUGCUGCUGCUGCCUGUACUUUCAAAUAUCUUGAUAGAGUUAAUCUCUCUUGGCUCAGGUCUCACUACCUUCCUAGGUUGCUCUUCACCCCACCCUCUCUCCCCCAUCUCUCCUCAAUUCUGCUCUCUUUUUGUUUUAAAAGUUAAAAGUUAUAGUUUUUACAGAAACCUCCAAAAGAUAAAGCAAUUGAAAACAGAAUAAAACAAGAAACAAAAAGAAAACAAGGUUUCCACCUUUGGCUCGCAAACAUAGCAAAGCAUCAUGAAAGUAUACCCUCAAAUACCCUCAAAGUACUGUAUUUAAAAUUUAUUUUGGUUUAAUUUUAUAGUUGGUUUAAUUUUGUAUGCUUUUCUUUUGUUAUGUUAUGUUAAUGGGAAGCAGUGGUUGUUAAAGUUGUGCUUCUAAACAGUUAACAAAAGUGAAAUUAGUAUCACAAGCAAAUUAACUCUAAAAAGCUUGGUAAAAAUUCUGUUAACUCCUUUGCUGAAACAAAUUGUUCAGCAAAGGAAAGCAAUACACCUUCUCAUGGAAGAUUGUGAGCAUUUAUUUUAGCCGUUAAGCAUUACAUUUCGUAUAAAAAUAUUAGUAAUGCACUUCAAAUGAAAAUGAAUGUCUAUACAACAACAAUUGCAAAAGUAUAGCUUGUGUUAUAAAAGGCUUGGUCCCUAUUACAUUGUUCUUAUUACAUUGUAAACAAACUAAGUUAAACUAUGUAUUAAGUUUAAGUUACUGAAAACAAAAACAAAAAAGAAAGAAACAAACAAAAAUCCUUUAUUAUGUUAACUAACUAGCUGUUUAAGUUGCAUCCCACAGACCAAAGACACCAAAAAAUAUCACACCCUGAAGAAACCAGAUAUCAUCAGUAUACAGUGAAGAAACUGCCAAGCAUCAAGAACAGAAAAAUGAAGUGCUUUAUAAAUAAGAGACUGGUCAAAUACACCUCUAUCGACCAUAUAUGGACAAUUAAGUUAAAAUCAGCUAAAAACCACUAGCUGGACCAGGAUAAGCCAUCAUUUAAUUUCAACUUGGUUACUCUGUAAAAACAACUGUAUUAUUGCUGUACUGCUGUACUGUUGUCUUAUUGCUGUACUGUAUUAUUGCUGUACAACAUUUACAAUGUGCAUAACCUUGCUAAACUGUUUAACCAACACACAGGUAAAAAUCAACAAAUGAACGGCAGCAAACUACAUGAAGGCACAUUAAAAACAAAGUGGUAAACAAACAAAAAGUUACAUAGUAAUGACAAAUUGGGUAAACAAAUUGCCUGUUAGUACCAGUCAUAAUUUGGGUCACUGACACUGCAUCCUAACUGAGGCACAUGUUAUUCAAAACAAUCUUGUUCAGUGUCUGGGUACCAAUACUACAUCCUGACACAGCACUAUUUGAUAAAUUGGUUACUGUCCAUUCUGUAGGUUAUCUGGAAGACAGCAUCCAUAAGAAACAACUGGAUCUAUGUCAACUACUGGUGUAUUGCAGAGCCGUGCAACCAAUGGAACAGAGAAGUUAACCACGUCUAUUUCCUGCCCAGUGAAGCUAACCAGAGGGUGACAACUAGCAGUAAGGGUAACCUAUAACAUGAAUGGACAGUACUAGGUAGUAACUAAUUACAAUAUAUUUCUAUAUAAAUGCCUCAGAGGUAGUGUCACUACUCCAAAUUUCUGUUUUUCUUCUCAUAUACAUAGCAUUGUGAGACACACCAUCACAAUCCCUAUCCAGUAUUUCAAAACACUCAGCCUACUACUACUGAUGAGACAGGUGAUAACUAGAAUUGCCCUAAUAAGAGUGCGUUUCUAUCUGUGUCACCAAAGUAAAAGGGACAGAGUACAACACCGGACUGGAAAAACAUGGUUAUGCUUAAAUAUAAGGUGGUGUCAUAUGUACACAUACAUACUAUACAUAUAUGCCCAUACACACGCCAAAUAUAUAAGCCAUAUCCAUAUAAUUGAUAUAUAUUAGUUAUUUGGGAGUGCCUCUAAGGCUCAAUCAUAAUACUACAUUCCUCAGUCAUGGUCCCGGGCCUAACAUUCCCAGGCCCACCAUAAGGGACUAAAAAAUAAUUGGAUAAUAAAAUCUGUCUGCCAGUCGUACGAGGGAAUGUGCAGACUAAACAGACGGAUGGGGCAUAAGUGUAUGGAUAGUAAAAUAAAGUAACCACCUAACAGUGUUUAGCCCACUGGGUUAUCUUUAGUCCAUGCAUUAUGCUUUUCCGGGACAAUGGGUAAACUUAAAAAGACAAAAAGUGGGGGAAUGUAGUAAGUGAAGGCAAUGUAGUAAGUAAAGGCCUAAUGAAGGCCCAGUAUGAGGCCUGAACCAAACUAAAGUAAUGGUCAAGACUUUGCUAAUAUGAAGCAAAGUUAAGCUGUGAGCAAGAGGCAGGCCCUGCUCACAGAAGUUGGCAAGGAAAGGGCUGAUGUUGCAUAGUUACAGUAUAAACAUGGUACCAAGACACACUAUACCGGAACAUUCCACAGAUAACAUGGAACAGGCCGACCCAUCCCAAUGACAGGGGCAAAAGGGUAAAAUGAUGGAUAGAGUUGUUUUGAUCGAACCAACAGGUACAAGGUGAGAGGCGGCACCUUAUUACGUAGAGGGGUUGUACCUUGCUACGUAGAGGGGUUGCACCUCAAUACGUCAGGAGUGAUGUGUAACUUGUUUGUACCUGUGUAUAAGAAUGUGUCCCUGGGGUGGUGUCUUUGUCCAGCUAUGGGGGCAGUGGAAAGUCCCGCCACUGAGCCGGGUCCUUGCCAAGAGGCAUCUAUUACUAGUAUGCCCGGUAGACUAAGUAAUCUACGGGGAACUGCAAUUGUGUCCGAGAUCGCAAUAAACCUGGCCGAGGUGCCUUUGUAUCUUA